UUGAUUUUAUUUUUUAAAUAUCAAGGUGACCAUGCUGUUCUGUGUGUCAGAAUCAAGAACGUAGCAGUAGCUGUGACAAAAGCAGCUAGACUUCACCUGUUUCAAGCACAGGAAUGGCAGAAGCUGCAGAACAGUAUCCAAGAUCACAGCUGUACAGAGAAGUUCUCUAAAGCUCAGCUGACAAUGACUGUGAACCACACAGAGCAAAAUCUGACAGUGUCCCAGAUUCCUUAUCCGGAAACAUGGUAUGUGUUUUACGUAGACAAGUUUACCUGCGAGGAGAAUUAUUCUGAAUCCGAGGAUAUUCAGUUUGAAAUGGUCUUACUAAAUCCAGAUGCAGAAGGGAAUCCAAUAGAUCACUUUAGCGCAGGGGAAUCUGGAUUACAUGAAUUCUUUUUCCUGCUUGUCCUAGCAUACUUCAUAACUGCUUGCAUAUAUGCGCAGUCCCUAUGGCAAACAAUUAGGAAGCGUGGACCUAUGCAUACUGUUUUAAAGGUGCUGACAAUUGCAUUACUGUUGCAGGCUGGUUCAGCUUUUGCCAACUACCUGCAUUUCUCAAGUUAUUCUAGAGAUGGAGUAGGAGCACCUUUUAUGGGAAGUCUGGCAGAAUUGUGUGACAUAGUCUCACAGAUACAAAUGCUGUAUUUAUUGUUGAGCCUGUGUAUGGGUUGGAUGAUAGGCAGAAUGAAGAAAUCUCACGGCAGACCUCUUCAGUGGGAUUCCACUCCAACAUCUACUGGCAUUGCUGUAGUAGUUGUUGUUACACAGAGCUUUUUAUUAAUUUGGGAGCAGUUUGAAGAUACGAAUCACCACAGCUACCAUUCACACCAUGGCUUAGCAAGUGGACUGCUUAUUGGCCUCAGAGUUUGCCUGGCUUUGUCACUGGCUGCCGGCCUUUACCAGAUCAUCACAGUGGAGAGAAGCACGCUGAAAAGGGAGUUCUAUAUCACCUUUGCCAAAGCCUGCAUUCUCUGGUUUUUGUGCCACCCAUGUCUUGCAACCAUUUCUGUAAUAUUCAGAGAAUAUCAAAGAGAAAAGAUUAUUACCAUAGGUGUUAUCCUCUGUCAGUGCAUCUCCAUGGUUAUCCUCUACAGACUUUUUCUAUCUCAUAGUCUAUAUUGGGAAGUAUCUUCACUGUCAUCAGUGACAUUGCCACUAACAGUAUCCUCUGGACAUAAAAAUCGACAUCACUUCUGAGAUGUUUAGGAAGAAUACAUUAUUUAAUAAAUGUGCAAUAAUGACCUAAAUAUACAGGUAUUUUUGUCACAGGCAUGUGAUACAUUG
Pelecanus crispus (Dalmatian pelican) is the source of this 1284-nucleotide messenger RNA. NCBI's taxonomy places the organism in Eukaryota, Metazoa, Chordata, Aves, Pelecaniformes, Pelecanidae. The record is from RefSeq and is a predicted model, not a curated record.